AUGGACGAAUCCUUCCUCCUAAUGCUCUCAAACCUCCUCCACCUCCACAACUCUUUAGACCCAUCAACCUCCCUCCUCUCCUCCGCCUCCUCCACUCCAUCUUCCUCCUCCGUCACCUCCUCCUCACCUUCCUCCUCCCUCCUCACCACCUCCUCCGCCGCGCCGCUCCUCUUCUUCACCCUCGCCUCCCUCCUCUCCUUCCUCGCCUGCUCCAAACCCAACAACAAGAACCGCAAAUCUGGCAGCUCCCCGCGCCCCGCGCCGCCGGCGAACGGCGCCUACACCGUCGCGGUGUUUCAGUCGCUCAGCAACGAUUGGACGUCGGCCCCUCUCCGCGAUGCGCAGUGGAGGGCGCUCUACGGGCUGUCCUACCCUGUUUUCACCAAAAUCGUCGAGAAGCUGAACCCCCACAUCGCGGCUUCCAACCUCUCCCUCCCUUCCGAUUUUGCAGUCUCGAUGGUGCUCUUCAGGCUCGCACAUGGCUACUCCGCCAAGUCGCUUGCUUCCCGGUACAAUCUCGAACCAUACUUGAUUUCGAAGAUCACUAACAUGGUUACUCGCUUGCUGGCUACUAAGCUUUACCCUGAGUAUGUUAAGAUCCCGGCUAGUAAGCGUAGGUUGAAUGAGGUUACUCUAGCUUUCGAAGAACUGACUUCACUGCCCAACAUGUGUGGAGCUAUUGACGGAACCCCGAUCAAGCUUCGUUCUUUCCCGACAAAUGAAUCGAAUCUGUAUCGGUGUGAGUACGGGUAUCCUGCGCUACAGCUGCAGGUUGUGUCGGAUCACAAGAAGAUGUUCUGGGAUGUCUGUGUGAAGGCGCCGGGAGCUGUUGAUGAUGCAACUCAUUUCAGGGAUAGUUUGCUGUACAAUCGGUUGGUUUCAGAUGAUAUUGUGUGGGAUAAGGUGAUCAAUGUUCGAGGUCACCAUGUGAGGCCCUAUGUAGUUGGAGAUUGGUGUUACCCUUUGAUGGCGUUCCUGAUGACGCCCUUCUCGCCAAAUGGGUCGGGGAGUCCUGCGCAGAACCUGUUCGAUGGGAUGCUGAUGAAAGGGAGGUCUGUGGUCGUUGACGCGAUCGGGCUGUUGAAGAGCAGGUGGAGGAUCUUGCAGGAUUUGGAUGUGGGUCUGAGCCAUGCCCCGCAGACGAUUGUUGCGUGCUGUGUGUUGCAUAAUGUGUGCCAGCAGAUGAGGGAGCCGGAGCCUGAUGUUUGGAGGGAGCCAGAUGAGACUGCUGCUCCUGCGAGGGUGCUCGAGAGCGAGAAAUCGUUUCAUUAUUUCGGUGAUAGCUUGCGGCAGGCUCUUGCUGAUGAUUUGCACCACAGGCUUUCUUCAAGGUAG
Linum tenue is the source of this 1335-nucleotide messenger RNA. The record is from the annotation of a GenBank genome assembly. Lineage: Eukaryota; Viridiplantae; Streptophyta; Magnoliopsida; Malpighiales; Linaceae.